AUGGCCACUGUGCUGCUGGGUCAGACAGAACAUGGCCACUGUGCUGCUGGAUCUCAGAUGCCCAUAAGCAGUGAUUUGAGGUUCCCCAUGAGCACGCCAAGCCCCCUAUCACCCAUACCUCUGGCUCCCUUAACUACAAGGCUUGACACCACAGUGGAUUCACUUGUGUUUACUGAUCAGUACCUGCAGCUGUCUGCCAGACUGCCAUCCCAUAAUAUAUAUGGGCUAGGAGAACACGUCCUUCAGAACUAUCUUCGUGGCACCAACUGGAGGACCUGGUCUAUCUUCACACGAGAUGCAUUCCCUAAUGGGGGGACACAUAACCUCUAUGGUCACUAUCCCUACCUCCUCUGUCUGGAGGACGAGACUGGCAAGUCCUUCGUAGUCUUCCUCAUGAACAGCAACGCAACGGAGGUGACGCUUCAGCUGGCCCCAGUAGUGACCUACGGAACCAUUGGAGGAGUUCUGGACUUCUACAUCCUUCUGGGAGACACACCUGAACAGGUGGUACAGUAGUUCCUAUAGCUGAUCGGCAGGCCAGUGAUUCCUCCAUACUGA
Messenger RNA from Coregonus clupeaformis (lake whitefish), 558 nucleotides. Its product is annotated as maltase-glucoamylase, intestinal-like. Lineage: Eukaryota; Metazoa; Chordata; Actinopteri; Salmoniformes; Salmonidae. Gene Ontology annotation, biological process: carbohydrate metabolic process. The record is from RefSeq and is a predicted model, not a curated record. Gene Ontology annotation, molecular function: alpha-1,4-glucosidase activity; carbohydrate binding. The transcript is spliced from 6 exons.